Molecule: messenger RNA, 849 nt
Organism: Neospora caninum
Lineage: Eukaryota; Apicomplexa; Conoidasida; Eucoccidiorida; Sarcocystidae
Exons: 5
Coding region: 1-849 (282 amino acids)
Source: RefSeq, a predicted model, not a curated record
AUGGACACUUCUAACGUUACCGACAGAGCCGAGGCUGCAGAGGCCUCGGGAAGGGAAGACAUGCGAGAGGAGGGGAAACUUGGCGCGGGGAAGGAGGAGGCAAUUCAACGGUCUGUGGAUACCGCGUUGGAUGACUACAGAUCGCUGCAUAGGAAACAGUAUGAAGAUCGACUACGGCGCGAGGCAGCGGAGGAGGAAAAGGCGAAAAGGUUAGCAGAGGAACGGAAAGGAUACGAAAUGGCAGCGAAACUGCAGCAGGAAGAGGAGAGCAUCCUGGCAACUCGGAUGGCUGCGGAUGCGGAAAUGAGUCGCCAGCUUUUUGCGCAGUUGAAUCAUCAUGUUCAGCCCGGGCCAUCAGUGAGCCCAGCCGAUCGAGACGGUGCAGUCUGCGAAGGCACUCCUGAUGCUUCUACUGGGGUGUACUCGGCCGAGUGGUACGAGCAGCUCCGACAGCAACAAGAACAAGAGAGACGAUUGAUGGAAGGCUAUAGUGCUUUUCCGCCCCAGUCUGACGAGGACAAUGUGCGGCCACCUAUGCGGACGAACUACACCGAGCGUCUUAUCGACGACGGCCCUGUUCGCUGGAUUCCCUCCACUGGCGGCUUCUCAGAGAGCCUUUUAGGUCCUCCCGCAAGUCCAGUAGGCGGAGGCUGGUCCUGGAUGGAAGACGCUAUGCGCGAGGCAUUGGGACUGCCUGAGCGCACCAGGCCGGGCGGCGGGGAGCAACUGUCGCCUGAGGAGCGAGCACAUCGACGUCGACGGGCCGUCUACGUCGCCUUGGUUUGUUUGUGUAUGGCCGGUCCCCUCAUUGUCGCUCUCAUUAUGAUCAUUGUGCAGAUGAUGCAGUGA